This is a messenger RNA of Didymosphaeria variabile, 1641 nucleotides long. RefSeq names its product Vesicle-Associated Membrane Protein 8 (gene VAMP8). Lineage: Eukaryota; Fungi; Ascomycota; Dothideomycetes; Pleosporales; Didymosphaeriaceae. Bases 1 to 1641 code for a protein of 546 amino acids. The record is from RefSeq and is a predicted model, not a curated record. The transcript has a single exon.
AUGGCCGAGUUUGUCGCUUCGCUCAUAGGUAUCGCCGGCCUAGGCGCAAAAGUGUCGAUCACCCUACACAAGGUAGUGAGCACGUUAAAUUCAGCUCAGAACGACGCACGUCUCAUUGCAGCGGACAUAUCUAUCUUCACUUGCACCCUUACUCAGCUGAGCAAGACGAUCUCUGAUUGCAAUGUUCCAGAAGCAGCACAACUGUUCGAAAUCGCUCAGGUCCUUGUCCCUGCCUGCUCAACUCUUGUCCAUGAGCUCCAGAGGCUUAUUGGGAAUACCGAGUUGUAUCAGAUGAAAGGAGCGUUCUCGGUGCACCUCUUGGCUUUACGAUUUAAAUGGCUGCUGAACGGACCGAAAGUCACAUUUGUGAAGAGCCUGUUGGAGUCAUUCAAAUCAACGCUGGUGCUUCUCAUCUCGACAAUGGACCUGGCGGUUGUGAUGCAUCAAGAUGCUCAAUCUGACGUCAAGUAUGUUGCUAGGCGAUCGUACAUUGCGAUCAGACUAUUAAGAAACAUGAAAGCCGGACUUGAUAUGCUGAUGCCUUAUAGAGAAAGUCUAAAGUCGCAAGUCCGGACCAAUCUUCACUUAGCCGAGGACGCAAAAGCAAAUUUGCUGCUCUUUCAGGACCCGAAAUACAACAGCGACCCUUCGACCAUACUCGAUGUUCCAGAUAGCCAAAGUACUAACUCCGAUACGGCUUCGAGUGCUGUAACUGUUGUGGAUCCUUCAAUUAAGUCACUUGUUCCGUAUGAUAUGGACGGGCCGAACGCGACGCAGAGUGGGGAUCUGAGGCAAAUCACCAUGGACGGCGAGACAGACGAAUUGACAUGUCUGAGUGAAUGUCCGCAGGAACUCAGCGGCAUUCUCAUAGCUCAAGAAAGCACCGUGAAACUGGCCGAAGACUUACUGAAGAUAGCUCAUGUGCCAACGUGGACGUGGGGAACUUCAGCUGCAGUCAGGCCCUCGGAACAACAGAUGCAUGUUCCGAUCGUACACAAAGACAACUCUCCCAAUCAGGUGAACGAGAGCGCAACUACGAGCCGGCCUGGGCUUCCAAACCCCGGUGCUAAGACUAAAAGCAGCCAGAAUGACGUCUUGAAUCCUGGAAGCCAAAUCGACGACAGAGCAUCCGCCGAAUCGCUCAACCCCCUGCAAUAUCUUGAUAAGGAAGAAGAGAGUCAAAACAACCCCUUAAGGUCGCCUAGUUCCGACAAUUUAGAUCUUCAGACAAUGAUCAAGAAGAUCUUAGAGGAGACUCUCGCCUCGCACAAUAGUGAGCAUGCUUCACAGCCACGAACGGAACCCGAAAAGACUGCGCAGCUCCAAAAGCCAACGGCUCCAGAGAUAUCGUUUAAAUCAGACGUGCAGGACGGCACCGAACGAUUGAGCAAGCUCGAGAGGAUCAUGCUGGCCGAGCGUGAUGAAAUGAUCCGCAAAAAAGCUAUCGCUGAAGCCGAGCGUCAAGUCCAGAAGAAAAUAAGUGACGCGGAUAAAUUAGAGAAACUUGAAGGACUCAUUCUGGCCCAGAAAGAGGAGCAGUUCAAAAGGGAAGAGGCGGUAGAGGCCACUCGUAAAGCAGAUCGGGCUGAGGCUGAUGCAAAGGUCGCAAAAAGAGGCUGCCGAAGCAACAGCACGGGCUGA